Messenger RNA from Larimichthys crocea (large yellow croaker), 3476 nucleotides. RefSeq names its product G-protein coupled receptor 84. The record is from RefSeq and is a predicted model, not a curated record. Gene Ontology annotation, cellular component: plasma membrane. The transcript has 4 exons. Lineage: Eukaryota; Metazoa; Chordata; Actinopteri; Sciaenidae. Bases 338 to 1549 code for a protein of 403 amino acids. Gene Ontology annotation, molecular function: urotensin II receptor activity. Gene Ontology annotation, biological process: neuropeptide signaling pathway.
CUUACAUAGAGCAGUGUCUUAAAGCAUUUAGUCUUGCGUGCCCAUCACUUAUUCAUUAUUGCACGUGUAGUGAGAACUGGAACACUGCACAGCUGUUAACGUUUAUCCUCACCAUCUAAGGACAACACAGAUAUGCCCUUUAUCCACACAGAGGAAGCAGUUUCUCUUCCACAGCAGGACCUUCUGCAUUUUUUGGACUUGAAAUGGGAAAUCCCUUCUGAAUACCAUUUCACCAUGUAGAGGCGAGUAAAGCAAGACGGGAAACAAAUAAAUCAGCACAUCACCACAGAGAAAAACACAGCAACGCAUCGACCGGCUUCGGCUUUAAGUCGACAGAAUGCUGAUGAACUCCACAAACCACACAGAGGAUGACGUCUUCUCCUGCUACAGUCCUUCAGUCGUGGGCUACCGUUACUUUGCAGUGGUGUGGGGAUGUGCUGUGACCUUCACUGGCACGGUGGGGAACCUGAUGACCAUUCUGGCCUUCGCCUUAGACCCACGUCUGAGGACUCGCUUCAAUGUGCUUAUCGUCAACUUGGCUGCAGCUGAUCUCCUGUACUGCACCAUCCUGCAGCCCAUCUCAGUUGACUCCUAUCUACACCUCCGAUGGCGCAGUGGUCAACUGUGGUGCAGCAUCUUUGGCCUGCUCCUCUUCCUCUCCAACUCUGUCUCCAUCAUCACCCUCUGCCUGGUGGCGGUGGGCAGAUAUCUCCUGGUUGCAAAGAGAGCUGUGUUUGAACGUGUCUUCUCUGACCGUGGUCUUAUUAUACUCCUGAUCUCAGCGUGGGCACUAGGCCUGGGCAGCUUUGCCCCACUCUGGUCUGUUUACGUGUUCGUGCCACAGGUGUGCACAUGCAGCUUCGAUCGCAUCAGGGGUCGCCCUUACACUACCAUCCUGCUCUUUUUCUACUUUUUCAUCGGUCUGGGAUGUGUUGGUGUAUUCUACCUCCUCAUUUACAGACGUGUCCGGAUUGCCUCACAAGCUCUGCUGCGCUACAGGUUCAGCCGCCGGUCCUCCAGGAAGAAACCAGCUUCUUCAGCCCAAGGGACCGACGACAGUGGUGUCAACACGUGUAGCUGUGAGAUCAGCAGCCAGGCGGAUCUUACCCAAAAUACAGAAGUGAUCACCAGUGAAAGAUCUUCCCAAUCUACCCAGGACCCUGUCUCAAAUUCAUCAGCAGAUGUCGCCCCUACAAAACCACCUUCAUCCACACCUGCUCCCACACCUGCAGGGCCCUCAUCUCACCCAUCAGCAACUUCAGGAGAUGAUGGUGAAUUUAAGCGUGUGACACGAAUGUGCUUCACCGUGUUUCUGUGUUUUGUGUUCUGUUUCGUCCCCUUCCUGUUGCUCAACAUAGCCGACAAGAAAAACCGUGCCCCGCAGGUGCUGCACAUGUUCAGCGCAAACCUCACCUGGCUCAACAGCUGCAUCAACCCCGUGCUCUACGCCGUCAUGAACCGACAGUUUCGACAGGCCUAUCACGUGCUGCUCACCAGAGCUGCUGCACCAUUCACCAGCCUCUGCACCAGGCUGGGAAAUAAUAACUGAGUAUGAUAUUAUUUGACAAGACAAACUGCAUUUGUCCAUGCUUAAGCCUGCUGUUGUUUGUCUGUUGAUGUGUGUACAAGAUUUAGUUAUGUGUUCAUGUUAUGUUAUGUAAUAAAGUCUAUUUUUCUAAUAAAUAAUCAACAGUUAUUUCACAAUUUUGAGCAACAAUUUGCAUACACGUUUUCAAGCUGUUACUUCAUACGAGAUGAAAUCAGUGUUGCCUUAUUUCAGCAAUUCGGGGAAUUUACAACCAACCUUUGUCCCAACUCUGGAUUGCUUCAUACAUGCUGAUAGCACAUGAUCACAAGUACACGUGGCUUUUAGUUUUACAUGUGGGUGUGAGUGUGCAUGUUUGAGAUGUGUCCCUCCAUUGAUUUAUCGAGCAUAGUAACAAAGGCAAAUAAUCACGUCACAAGCAGACAAACCCUUGAAGUUGUUAAGCUUAUUAUACACUCAUAAAGUGUUGGAUGAAAACAGUAACACACUUCUUUUCUUAGGCUGACACAUGGUGUUGUUUUCACAGACAUGGACCCCCCUCACAGCAGCACUAUCUUGGGUGUGUGUGGCACUAAAAUCUUAACGGCCGACCCUCAGGAUUUAAGUCAGGACUAAAGUUCAUCCAGCGUCAACUUUGACCUUUUUACGUGCUGCUGACAAGAUUACAGCUCUCUGCACUUCAUGGCAGGAAAAUAAAAACAAAACAUUUUGCAAGCAAUGACAUUUUUAUGUGCUCUGUUUCUUCCCAGGCUGUGAGUUCAUGUAUCACAAGUAGAGGGCAUAAGAGGCACCAGAAUAAAGGCCACGUUGUCGCCUAAAUUACUUUAUCCUCACACCAUGACUGUUUUAGGACAUGCAUGAGUGCCAAGUGAGGUUGGCGAGGGGUUAAAGGUGCUAACCAUGAGCCACGACCUCCCUGGUCUGUGUCCGUCCAUAACUAAGCACAACUGUAAAUGGCCUGGACAGAGACAUUUGUUGCUGCAACUCAGCUUGUCAUGCACAGACAGAGCAAAGCUUUUAGUAGUAUUUUUUUUAACGUGAUUAAUUUAUGAUGUGUGCCAUUAUUUGUAAAGGUAUUCUGGUAUAAACUUAACUUUUGGGCAGACAUAGUGAAAAUAAAAAUAAAAGACUUGGUUAAGGGUUAGUCCGCCUUUCAUUGGCUAGCUGAUUGCUUUCUGAAAGCUGCUGCCUGCUGCUGGUUAAAGAGGAUUAAUAAAAGUUUAGUAAUGUGCAGUGAAUGAAGUUAGAACUACUGUAAAAGUUAUUAAAGAAAGUAGAAUACUGUAGAGCUGCAGGAUUUGGUUUUAUUUAAAUUGUGUUUUUAGUUUUAACACACAAGUUUGAUUCAUUCGGAGCUGCAGUCUGAAACAUCAUCAUCAAUAAAGCUACUGUGAACACACGGACAUUUAUUUCCCUUUUAUUGACGAAAACAUUUAAUUUUUGUUUUUGUUUAAAUGAGAAGGUUAAUAUAAAAGCAUAUAACUUAGAGGAAGGAAAUGCAGCACAAUGUUUCAGUAGUCUACCACAAAGCUGCAGGUGGAAACAUAAAGAUCACAAUAACUCAACAACAAACAUUAAAACAAUAAAGUAUGUGCAGUCUCAAACUCUAAACCACUUCAACUAUCAGUUCAACAUCAUUAUCUUAAAUCAACAACAUCGCAAAAUACAGAAGAGUUUAUGAUAGUUGUGGGGGUCAAUUACAUGUACCUGGGACACAAAUGAAGUAAACAUGAGUCCAGCCAAUUCAAUUAUCUCACUUUUGUGUCUUCAAAUAGUCUGAUUCGUUUCUGACAAUAGUGCAACAUAAUAAAGGGUAUUAUUAAAAAGUCAGAAUACAAUUAUUUGAAUUACAAUCAAGCAUGAACAUGCUGACUGCAAAAGCUAUUCUUAAACAUCGUCAGGAUUAGCAGAGGCAGCUGUCGAGUUAAAA